AUGCCUACAGAAUCAACAUACCCACAAAUAGAAAUCCCACAGGUGGAUAUUUGGGAGUUUCUUUUCGAACGGAAAGAUAGAGAAUUUCCAGAUGAUAAAGCAAUUUACACGGAUGCUGAGACUUCACGGUCAUAUACCUACAAGCAAGUGCGAGAUACUGCGAUCACAUUUGGAACGGGAUUGAAAGCUGUCUGGGAAUGGAAGAAAGGCGAUGUUCUUGCCCUUUACACACCCAAUUCUAUCGACACUCCCGCUGUUAUUUGGGGAACGCAUUGGGCCGGUGGAAUAGUCUCUCCUGCGAAUCCUGGAUACACUGUUGAAGAAUUGACCUUUCAGUUGAAAGACUCCGGUGCCAAGGGAAUUGUUACUCAGAUACCUUUCAUAGAGGUGGCGCAAGCAGCGGCUAAAAAUGCUGGCAUACCUGAAUAUAGGAUAAUUUUGAUUGGCGAUGGAAGGGAUGAGACACACAAGUUCAAGCACUUUACUAAUGUGCGCAACUUGGCGGGUACGUCGAGAUACAGGAGGACGAAGAAUAAGCCAGAAGAUUUAGCAUUUUUGGUUUAUAGCAGUGGAACUACUGGACACCCUAAAGGAGUCAUGCUUUCGCAUAAGAACAUCGUUGCGAAUACUGAAAUGGCGAAUUCAACUGAGGGGCACAACUUGCAUUGGACCGGCGGUAAGGAUGGCAAAGGUGACAAGCUUAUGGCCGUUCUUCCCUUUUAUCACAUCUAUGGCUUGACAUGCAUUAUUCAUUUCUCCUUCCACGGAGGUCUCGAGUGCCUCGUAAUGGAGAAAUUUGAUUUGGAAAAGUUUUGUCAAACAAUACAGAAAUAUGGGGCGACAUUUGCUUAUGUGGUCCCUCCUAUUGUCCUCAUGCUUGGAAAGAGUCCCAUAGUUUCGAAGUACGAUCUAUCGACUGUUAGGAUGAUGAACUCAGGCGCGGCGCCAUUGACACGUGAACUUGUCAAUGCUGUAUAUGCCCGUCUCAAGAUACCUGUCAAGCAAGGUUAUGGCCUUAGCGAAACAAGUCCUACCACCCACAGUCAACCCUGGGAGGAUUGGAAUAAAUAUCCAGGUUCCGUCGGACGCUUGCUACCAAAUCUGGUCGCGAAAUAUAUGAACGCCGAAGAGAAGGAAGUCCCGGCAGGGGAGACUGGUGAACUUUGGGUCAAGGGGCCCAAUGUUUUCCAGGGUUAUCUCAAUAAUCCUGAAGGCACCAAAAACGCUUUGACAGAUGAUGGAUAUUUCAAAACUGGUGAUGUCGGACAUCAGGAUAAAGAAGGCAAUUUUUACAUCACUGAUCGAAUCAAGGAAUUGAUUAAAUACAAGGGCUUCCAAGUACCACCAGCAGAGCUAGAAGGUCUUCUAGUUUCUCAUGAAGAUAUUGACGAUGUUGCAGUAAUUGGCAUUUACAAUGAAGAGCAAGCAACUGAAGUCCCACGAGCUUAUGUGGUUCCGAAGAAAGGAGUUGUAGGAGAUAAAGAAGAGGAAAAGAAGAUCAUGGCAUGGUUGCAAGCGAAAGUUGCCAGUCAUAAGAGGUUGAGGGGAGGAGUUAAGUUUGUAGAUGUUAUUCCGAAGAGUGCAAGUGGAAAGAUCUUGAGGAGGGUUUUGAAAGAUCAGGCGAAGAAGGAUGAUGAGAAAGCGAAGUUGUAG
Sclerotinia sclerotiorum 1980 UF-70 is the source of this 1653-nucleotide messenger RNA. RefSeq lists its product as hypothetical. Lineage: Eukaryota; Fungi; Ascomycota; Leotiomycetes; Helotiales; Sclerotiniaceae. Gene Ontology annotation, molecular function: CoA-ligase activity. The coding region runs from base 1 to 1653 and encodes 550 amino acids. Gene Ontology annotation, biological process: secondary metabolic process. The transcript is spliced from 3 exons. The record is from RefSeq and is a predicted model, not a curated record.